UGUCACUGUCACUUUCGACAUUCACUAUCUCACCAAUAAUGUCAAAUCUAUUAAACAUGAAGUAAAAGUAUCACAUUUAAAUACUUAUAAUAAACUAAAAAAAAAAACAUAAAAAAAAUGAAUUUCUUUAACCUGAGUAAAUUAGCUACAACUUUGAAUUUCGGAAGUUACGGGAGAUUUUUGGAAUGCCGAACUGCUACAACGAAAACAAUAAUAACAGCUGAUGGGAAGGAUGUUCCUAAAAGGAAAAACUAUGAAAACAGAAUAACUUUGAUAAGUCCAGAUAGUUCUGUUAGCAUUACCGAUUUAAAGAAUGCACAAAGUAUAUCUCUAAGGCGUGAAUUAAAACUUGUUAAGGUUCAAGAUGUUGAUUCUAAAACUAGACGACCAGUGUACAAAUUGAUGACAAAUGCUGAAUAUCAUGCAGAGGAGUUAGCAAAAAGAAAAGAAAAACAGGCCGCUCGUCAGAACAGUUUUAUUAAAGGUGAAAAACUUUUGACCUUAUCCUCAAGGAUAGGGCAGCAUGACCUGAUGACUGGUGUCAAGAAAAUGUUGAAACUGUUGGAAAAGCAUUAUGAAGUUAGAGUAGUAAUUGCAGGAGAUGAUUCUGAAGCCUCAGUCAAAUCUGAGAAAAUUUACUCUGUGAUAGAGAAUGAAGUUAAAUCAGUCAGUAAGGUGGUCCAGAAGAGAUUAAAGGGUAACAGUCUAAGAUUUCAAUUAUUACCAAUAAAAGAAACCAGUCCUCAAGGCUACAAUAGUGAUAGAUCUCAAGGGUCUAAUGCUGAUAGUACUCAACCCCCGCUUAACGAUAGUCCUAAAAACCAGAAUAAUGAUAAAAAGCCACUGUGACUAGUGGCUUUUGUAGUAGUCCUAAUGACAGUAAAAUAUACACUUUGGAAUAAAUAUUACUUCAAUAAAAAAGAUGGUGACCCUGUAAAGUAUUCAAAACCAGUAAGUAAUGAAUUUAAUGGCUUUUGAGAGUUGUUGUGCUGUUACUACAGAUACUGUCUGUCUGCAUAAUAUAAAAAAAUAUAUAUAGACAUGAUACUUUAGUUUCAAUAAUUCGGGCUAGUACCUCAUACAGUAUGUGUACCUUCUAGCCCUGAUUUAGAGCUUCAUCAGUGGAAUGCUAACACAAUUAAAAAUGUUCCUAAUGUUGAAAUAGAUUUUUGAAUUGUGUUACAAGAUUAUAUAUCCGAAUUUGGUUGUGUCAGAACUCUCAAGAGCACAUUUCUUUUAUAUUUACUACUUUCAAAACUAGUUAUUACAUGUCAGUUAUCAUUAUCUGUAUGUGUUUGAGUAGGUUUAAAAGAAAAUGCUUCAUAGAUGCGUGUCUGCCCGUGUUAUGGUCAAUGGACAUUUCCUAUGUGACCUGGGUAAGACUUGCAAUAAAUAACUGGUAUUUAUGUUGAAAUUAUAUUUUUAAUGUGCUGAUAUAAAAUCAGUGACCCCUGGUGUUGAAAAAAAAAUGUAAUAAUGAUUUUGAUAAUAACAAUGUAUUAUCAUUUAAGUUGUAUUUGUGAAUAUCGAGUGAUAAUGUAUCUGUUUAUCAAAACAUUAGAUUUUCUUUUAGUUCAUCAAGUUCAGUAUCUGCUGAUGUGCUGUUUAAUGUAAUGUAAGGCCGAGGUCGCACAUACGGCGAUAGCGACGUAGCGGCGACGCGAAGGACAAAUAAAUUUUGAUUGUCGUCUCUGCACUGCGGUCGCCGACAUAUGUUUAUGUGAGUUUGUUUCAUCUAAAUCGCCGUCGUAUGUUACUCGCCGUACCAGUGUGGCCCCGUCACAACGCAUUUUAUCAAAGGUUUUUAACCCACUGAUUGUUAAUUCUUUUAAAUUUUAGAAAAUACUAUUAAAAAUUUGUUAUUGCGUGUAAAUAGUUUUAGCUAAUAAUAUACACAUUUUUUU
Molecule: messenger RNA, 1904 nt
Organism: Trichoplusia ni (cabbage looper)
Lineage: Eukaryota; Metazoa; Arthropoda; Insecta; Lepidoptera; Noctuidae
Gene: mIF3
Exons: 3
Coding region: 118-849 (243 amino acids)
Biological process (GO): mitochondrial translational initiation; ribosome disassembly
Cellular component (GO): mitochondrion
Molecular function (GO): ribosome binding; translation initiation factor activity
Source: RefSeq, a predicted model, not a curated record